Trichobilharzia regenti is the source of this 2630-nucleotide messenger RNA. Lineage: Eukaryota; Metazoa; Platyhelminthes; Trematoda; Strigeidida; Schistosomatidae. The record is from the annotation of a GenBank genome assembly.
UAAAAAUCAGAAAUAUCUCGAGCCUUCAAAUUGCGUAUUGCUGUUCCUGCAGAAUGGGGCGAUUCACCAUGGUGACCACCAUCAUAUCUACUGAUCAGCUAGCACCACCCUCCCUCCUUUUUUGAUGUUAGGCUCUGAGACUAUGAUUAUUAUGGCUACCGCAAAUAUAUUGCUUGGUACCAGACAUGUUCGUACCCCAUAUUCCAUCUCCCUCGCUUUCUUAAUGAGUGCUUCCAAUAGGUCUCCACGUACAUCUUUACGAACAUAUUAUAUAUGUGUGCAUGCAUCCUGAUGAACAGAUUACUUUAUAAGAAGUUAAAACCUUAAAGAGUGAAACGAAUAGGUUUUGUGAAUGGUGGAGCAAGAUUUAGCAGAACACUAUAGUUAAGGUUCAAUUUAGGUAGUAUGGACUGAAGGUAAGGUCGGUUGGCAGGACUUAGUGUACAAAAUUUUCAUGAAAGUCUUAUAUAUAGUAAACAUCUGACAUUGCAAAGUAACGUGUCUAAUGAUAUAGAUGUUAGCCUGGUGAUGGGUAAAUCUAGAGUUGCACCUCUAAAGACGGUUUCGAUUCCGAGAUUAGAACUUAAUGCAGCCUUACUAGCUGCGCAGUUAUUCACAACGGUGUGUAAAGAGUUGGAUUACCCCAAGCAUCCCGUAACGUUUUGGACUGAUUCGAUGUCUGUGAUAUAUUAUAUACGCAACGAGUCAGCAAGAUAUGCAUGUUUUGUAGCUAACAGAGUAUCUCAAAUUCGUGAACUAACAACUGUUGAGCAGUGGAGGUACGUACCGUCUGGAAAAAAUCCAGCUGAUCUAGCCUCGCGAGGAGUUAUUGAUAUGAAUGUGGUUAAAAAUAAGUGGUGGAAAGGUCCAGAGUUCUUGCUAAGGGCUGAUAGUAUGUGGCCUCGUAGAGAAGAUGAACCACCGAUAAACGAGUGUGCCUUGGAGUUGAAGACAAGUGUCAGUUUAACAUCUACUCAAGAAAGACAUUCAGGUUUACAUCCACUUUUUAAAUAUUAUUCUUCUUGGUACAAACUACUGAAAGCUGUUGCGUGGUUGACACGAUAUGUUACGUAUUUAAAGGUCAUGCAUCUUGCGGGAUACGAAAAUAUGAAUGUGGGACCUUUGAGAGUCGAAGAUAUUAAAAUGCAGAGUUAACGAUUUUGAGGGCUGCUCAGUGGGAAGCGUGGGGUGAGAUUGCCAAGGAGGAUAGUCCCGAUUUCGCAGAUUUCAAGGUGCGGUUAGAUAGAUUAUCUCCGAUAGUUUCCGAAGGGAUCGCUAGAGUUGGUGGACGUCUACAAAUGUUAGAAUCGUCAUAUGAGACCCGUCAUCCGGCUUUAUUACCUUGCUACCAUCCAGUCACUGAUCUCAUUAUAAGACACUACCAUGUUCUUGAAGGUCAUUUGGGUACUUCGCAAGUACUAUCAAGUAUUCGAUGUAAGUUCUGGAUAGUGAAGGGAGGUACUGCUGUCCGUAAAAUAAUUGAUAAGUGCAUGGAAUGUAAACUCCGAAAUGCUCGUCCAGUACAGCAGAUGAUGGCACCACUCCCAGCGUGGCAAGCUUCUGAAGGGAAUUAUCCAUUUGAGUACGUUGGAGUGGAUUUGUUCGGACCUUUUGUUGUGAAGAGAGGCAGAACCCUAUGUAAAAGAUAUGGCUGUUUAUUCACCUGUUUGAAAAUGAGAGCUGUGCAUAUUGAGAUGGUUCAUACGCUAACUACUGAUUCAUUCGUGCUAGCAUUACAUAGAUUUAUAAAUCGCCGGGGUGUACCGAAGAUGAUGUUCAGCGACAGAGGGACUAAUUUUGUUGGCUGUCACGCCGAGCUUAAAGAGUACUUCGAAGGUCCCCAAACGAGAGUUCAGGAAGAGUUACUGAAAAGGAACAUCGAGUGGCACUUCAACCCACCACAUGCCAGCCAUAGAGGUGGGCUAUGGGAAAGACUUAUAGGAAUUAUCAAGCGUAUUUUAAGCUCCAUAAUUAAAAACCAGAGUUUGAAUGACGAAACGCUGGAGACAUUUCUUUGUGAAGCUGAACGAAUAUUAAAUGACCGGCCGUUAUCACCUGUGAGGGACGACGUCAAGGAUUUUGAUGUGUUAACCCCAAAUAAAUUAUUGUUAUUGAGAGGCAACCCUGGCAUAGAGGACUCAAGCGGGGAAGGAAUACCUACGAUUAAAAGAUGGAAACAAGCCAGGCACAUGAAAGAUAUAUUUUGGAAAAGAUGGUUAAAGGAGUAUGUUCUAACACUGCAAACCAGAGACAAGUGGAAAAAGUUGUGCCGAAACUUAAAGGUUGGUGACAUAGUAUUAGUAGCAGAUAAAUGUGCCACAGGUAGGUGGCCUUUGGGAGUGGUAGUAAGGCUACUUUGUAGUGGUGAUGGAUUGGUGAGGACGGUUGAGGUGAGAACAAGUUGUGGCAUGUUGGUGCGAGAUAUCAGAAAACUGUGUCUACUGGAAGGUGCUGAGAGUCGAGAGUCGGAGGAUGAAACACUUGAAGAUUUUCCAACCUAGAGCGUCAACCUGAGAGGGGUUGUAGGCGUACUGCUGUAAGUCCUACAAUUCUUCAAAGGGUAGCGCAUCAAUGAGCAGUCCAAUGUGCUUGGUGUGUGAUUUUGUACAUAUGUUCAUAUUGUAUAUACU